ACCGGCUAAAAUUAGAUGCGUCAACAAGUGCCCGAGGAGGCGUCCCUGGAGGGCUCUCCGGCCCUUUAUAAGCUCUGCCUUGGCCGGGGUGGCCCCGCAGUGCCCAAGCGGUGGUUGUGGGCAGCUUCCAGACGGGGCCCAGCAGGUGCCACCCCCCACCUCCCUCCAGAGGAAGCCCGUCUUGCUUCCCCUCCCCUCCCCCCGGAUCGGGGCAGACGGUCUCCUUCCUCCCAGAGACGGCCCCCCUCCCAGCCCACGCAUAACCCCCCCCCAAGUGCUCCCCGUCUCACGGCCGCUCCGUCUUCAUCCUCUCGCCUUCAGCCCAGCCGGGCCCAGCCCAUGGAGAAGGCCCACGGGAUAUUCGGCGAGGAUUUCGGAGGGUUCAUGAGGCCACGCAGCGAGCCCUUGGCGUUCACAGGCCGCGCUGGCAACAUGGGGAACAUCAAGACCUUGGGGGACACGUACCAGUUUGCCGUGGACGUCCGUGACUUCUCCCCCGAGGACAUCAUCAUUACCACCUCGAAAAACCAGAUUGAAGUCCGUGCAGAGAAGCUGGCAGCCGACGGGACCAUCAUGAACACCUUCACCCACAAGUGCCAGCUGCCGGAAGACGUGGACCCGACUUCGGUCACCUCCGCUCUGGGCGUGGACGGUGCCCUGACCAUCAAGGCGAGGAAGCGCCCCGCCCAGCACACGGAGCAUGCCCAGCAGACCUUCCGGACUGAAAUCAAAAUCUGAGUUCCCCGGAGCCUGGCGUGGAGCCGAGGGGCUGCCCUGCCUCGGAGCGAGCUCUCCUUGUACGGAACCGAGGCCUUUGUUUGGCUAUAAAGGAUUGGCCCCCA
Hemicordylus capensis (graceful crag lizard) is the source of this 842-nucleotide messenger RNA. RefSeq names its product heat shock protein family B (small) member 7 (gene HSPB7). The record is from RefSeq and is a predicted model, not a curated record. Gene Ontology annotation, cellular component: nucleus; cytoplasm. NCBI's taxonomy places the organism in Eukaryota, Metazoa, Chordata, Lepidosauria, Squamata, Cordylidae. Bases 16 to 738 code for a protein of 240 amino acids. The transcript is spliced from 3 exons. Gene Ontology annotation, biological process: heart development.